Scutellospora calospora is the source of this 170-nucleotide messenger RNA. NCBI's taxonomy places the organism in Eukaryota, Fungi, Glomeromycota, Glomeromycetes, Diversisporales, Gigasporaceae. The record is from the annotation of a GenBank genome assembly.
AUAAAGUUAAAAGUUUAAUACCUCAAAUUCAAGCUAGCCUACCAGAUGGAUUAACUAAUACUAAUUUUCAGCUUCGUAGAUAUUUUCCUACUUUUGGUGACUACUUCGCAAUUAUGAAUUUGGAUAGUAAUAUCUAUAACUAUUUCUCUACAAAUUCUAAUCAAGAUAUU